This is a messenger RNA of Cuscuta campestris, 1636 nucleotides long. Lineage: Eukaryota; Viridiplantae; Streptophyta; Magnoliopsida; Solanales; Convolvulaceae. The record is from the annotation of a GenBank genome assembly.
CUUGGGAGGCUGGACUAGCCACAAGUUGUGGUGAAACAGGGUAAAAUUCGGUGUGCCUCUUACACUUCUCCUUACUUCUCUUUUGAAUUUUUAAUUCCUGCGAUUUCUACGAUCAAACGCUAUUCACCCCCCGUCUAGCGUUGGUCUAUUAUUCUAACAAUUGGUAUCGGAGCCUAACUCGCGUCCAAACUUAACCAUUUGAGAGUAAAGCGAUCAUGGAUUCUUCUUCUAGAAAUCUUUAUGCAGGGAUCGGAGAAGGUCAAUCAACUUCUAGGCCACCACUCUUUGAUGGCACCAACUACACGUAUUGGAAAGAGUGGAUGGGAAUUUAUAUCCGCUCAACCAACUUUCAGUUGUGGUUGGUCAUCAAAAACGGCGAAGAAACGCCAAUGAAGAAGGUCGGUGAAAAACUCGUCCCAAAGACCGAGGACGAAUUUAAUGCCGAAGACAUCAAAAAGGUGGAGAACUACGUUAAGGCAAUCAACAUGCUGUACUGCGCGGUCAACCCCGAUGAUUAUCGCAAGAUCUCUUGCUGCACCACCGCCAAAGAAAUGUGGGACAAGCUCGAGGUCACUUAUGAAGGCGAAAAGAUCGAUGACAUGUUCGAUUGGUUCUCAAAGAUCAUCAACGACCUUCAUUCCCUCAAGAAGAUUUACGCCAACAAGGAUCUCGUGAGGAAAAUUCUGCGGAGUCUCACACCCGAAUGGAGAUCAAAGGCUGACGCAAUCUACGAAUCCAUCGGAGUCUCCAACGUCACCACUGACGGGCUAAGAGGUAACCUCAAAACUUAUGAAUCUACUAUUCUAACCCCUUCUUUGGAUGAACAAAAGAAGAAAGGAAUAGCGCUCAAAGCAACCAAGGAGACUGUGGAAGAAGUCUCAAGCGAUGACGACAACGAGUUCGGACUCGUCAUCAAGAAAUUUCACAAAUUCAUGAAGAAGGAAUUUGAACGGAAAGGAAGAAAGCAUGACGGUCCCCCGAAGUGCUAUGGCUGUGGCGAGAUAGGCCACAUCAAGCCGAGGUGUCCAAAAGGCAAAAGCGGCAAGGACAAACCUGGCUUCAAAAAGCAACGUGCCUAUAUCUCAUGGGGUGGCGACUCCGGCGACGAGUCAACUGACCAAGAAGAGGAAGAAGCCGCCAACCUUUGUCUCAUGGCACACGAAGACCACGCUGACGAAGUACAAGAGGUAUGUACCCCUUCUUCCGACUCUUACACUUUUGAAGAGAUGCAAGAAGCACUUCGAGAGCUUUAUGAUGAAUUUGUUAGCGCUUCUAAAACCAACAAAUCAUUGAAGAAACGUCUUUCAACUCUUGAAAAUGAUUUAGAAAAACUAGAAAAAGAUAAUGAAAAGUUGAAACAAGAAAAUAAAUUUUAUGGCAAAAGAAGCGCUGACAAACCAGAAAGCUCUUCAAGUGAAUGUGAAUCUUGAAAAGCUUUAAAAGAAAAGGUUGCAAAACUUGAGAGUACGGUUAAGAAAUUCAAUACACCACACAAAGAUCUUAACUUACUCCUUGACACUAUGCAUUUUUCUAAGGAAGGAAUAGGUUUUGAUAAAAAUGAAUCUAAGGAUAAAAAAGUUGAGCAAACACCUAGACAACCUCCUAAGGCUCAACAUAAGAAAGGUAAAAAUCAGGA